This is a messenger RNA of Zonotrichia leucophrys gambelii, 1758 nucleotides long. It is a transcript of the gene SSBP3, whose product is annotated as single stranded DNA binding protein 3. The transcript is spliced from 18 exons. The coding region runs from base 135 to 1301 and encodes 388 amino acids. Gene Ontology annotation, biological process: positive regulation of transcription by RNA polymerase II. Gene Ontology annotation, cellular component: nucleus. Gene Ontology annotation, molecular function: single-stranded DNA binding; protein binding. NCBI's taxonomy places the organism in Eukaryota, Metazoa, Chordata, Aves, Passeriformes, Passerellidae. The record is from RefSeq and is a predicted model, not a curated record.
CGGGCGCGGGGCGAUGGGGGCGCGGCGGCGGCCGGCGCUCUGACAGCCCCCGGCGCUCCCUCGGCGGCGGGCGCAGCGGCUCCGGCGGCAGCGGCGGCUCUCGGCGGCCGCCCCCCUCCUCCUCGGCGCGGACCAUGUUCGCCAAAGGGAAGGGCUCGGCGGUGCCCUCGGACGGGCAGGCGCGGGAGAAGCUGGCGCUGUACGUCUACGAGUACCUGCUGCACGUCGGCGCCCAGAAGUCUGCGCAGACCUUCCUGUCCGAGAUCCGGUGGGAGAAGAACAUCACGCUGGGCGAGCCCCCCGGCUUCCUGCACUCCUGGUGGUGCGUGUUUUGGGACCUGUACUGCGCAGCUCCCGAAAGGCGAGACACUUGUGAACAUUCGAGUGAAGCCAAAGCCUUUCAUGACUACAGCGCAGCUGCUGCCCCGAGUCCCGUGCUUGGAAACAUUCCCCCGAAUGACGGGAUGCCCGGGGGCCCCAUCCCGCCCGGGUUCUUCCAGGGACCGCCUGGGUCACAGCCCUCGCCACACGCACAGCCUCCACCCCACAAUCCUAACAGCAUGAUGGGACCCCACAGUCAGCCGUUCAUGUCGCCGCGCUACGCCGGAGGUCCCCGGCCCCCCAUCAGGAUGGGCAACCAGCCCCCGGGUGCUGUUCCCGGUACACAGCCAUUGCUGCCCAAUUCGAUGGAUCCCACGCGACAGCAAGGGCACCCCAACAUGGGCGGCCCCAUGCAAAGGAUGAAUCCUCCGCGAGGGAUGGGCCCCAUGGGUCCCGGUCCGCAGAACUACGGCAGCGGCAUGAGACCUCCACCCAACUCCCUAGGUCCUGGCAUGCCUGGAAUUAACAUGGGGCCGGGCGCCGGCAGACCGUGGCCGAACCCCAGCAGUGCUAACUCAAUCCCAUACUCUUCUUCAUCGCCUGGUACAUACGUGGGUCCCCCCGGCGGCGGUGGCCCUCCAGGGACACCCAUCAUGCCCAGCCCUGCAGAUUCAACAAAUUCAAGUGACAACAUCUACACAAUGAUUAAUCCAGUACCGCCCGCAGGCAGUCGAUCGAAUUUCCCAAUGGGCCCCGGCUCUGACGGCCCCAUGGGCGGCAUGGGCGGGAUGGAGCCCCAUCACAUGAACGGAUCAUUAGGGUCAGGAGACAUAGAUGGACUUCCAAAAAAUUCUCCAAACAACAUAAGUGGCAUUAGCAAUCCCCCGGGCACUCCAAGAGACGACGGGGAGCUGGGAGGCAACUUUCUCCAUUCCUUCCAAAAUGACAAUUAUUCCCCCAGCAUGACGAUGAGUGUGUGAUUUCCCUCCCCCUCCUCCUCUCCAGGAUCAAGAGAGUCAGCUGCCGUUCGGAGGAUCUCAACGAAUUAUGCAAGAAGAAGAAGAAGAAGAAGCUAGGUGUAUGGGCAGGGACACGCGUGGCGGGGGCCAAAACCCCAGGUUUAGUUUCAUGCAAUAAAAAGGCUGAACUUUUUAUUCCAUAAAACAUGAAGGACAAAACUUAAAAUAUUUCAAGACAUGACAAGACCCUUCUUUGUGCAGAAGGGUUUAUAUAUGUACAUGACACUUCUUUUUGGAAACAAACGGAAGCCUCUAGCACCCAACUCCGAUCUCUUUGCUUUGUUCUUUUAAAUAAAGACAGAAACCGAACCUGUUGUAUGUUUGUGCCGUGCGACACCAGGAAGCUAGUCUAGAUAUGAAAUCAUGUUGUCUCUGUUGUAGUCAUUUUUUUAAAUAAACUGGACAGUUUACAAUGGUG